CACCUUGGUACCCCUUCAUCUUUUAAUCAACUCCACAAUAAAAUGGCUGGGAUUGCAUUAGAUCAGUGGUUCUCAACCUGUGGGUCGUGACCCCAUUGGGGGUCGAAUGAUGAUUUGCCAGGAGUCGCCUAAGACCAUCGGAAAUAUGGGAAGUAUACUUGUGAGUCGAAGAAUUGCGCUCCAAUGGUUGACUCCACAAACCAGCUGCAGGCUCUUCAAAUCGCUAGCCGAAUUCGGCUUCAGGUGCGAUGAAUUAAAAAAAAGAGAAAUCUUUGCUCUGAUGUCUCCCUCUCAAGUCAGCUGCAAUCACUCCCAAUCGCUAGCCUAAUCUGGCUUCAGGCGUGAUAAACUUAAUAGGGGAGGAGUCUCUGCUUUAAUGCCUCCGUCCUCAAGGCAAUCGCAAGCAGUUCAGAUCACUAGCCAAUACGGCUUCAGGCGCGAUAAAUUCAAAACGAAAAUAAUUUUACGGUUGGGGUCGCCACAUCGUGGGGAAUUGUAUUAAAGGGGUCGCAGCACUAUAAAGGUUGAGAACCACUGCAUUAGAUGGAGAAAGAAAGUUUAAUAUUUGUCCUUCCUUGGUCCAGCUGAAAAUUAAUUCAUCCUAAAUUUCUGUUUGUAUUGGGAGGAAAUAAGAGUGGUGAAUUUCCUCUCAUUACAAAUAACUCCAUAGGAUUGAUUUUUAUUAGGACUGCAGAGUGCCAGAAAGAUUUAAAUGUGCUUCCUAUAUCUGCUGCGAUCUUUAUAAUUAUUUCUCUUCUCUGCAGCUAUUUGCUGAUGAACAUUAAACACAUAGAUAUAUUGUGAUUUAACGUAUCUAAUUUGGCACUACAGGUAGUGCUCGACUUAUGACCACAAUUGAGCCCAAGAUUUCUGUUGCUAAGCAAGACAUUAGUUAAGUGAAUUUUAGCCCAACUGUGGCAUUUCUUGCCACAGUUGUUAAGUGAAUCACUGCAGUUGUUCAGUUAGUAACGAUUGUUAAGUGAACCUGGCUUCCCCAUUGACUUUGUUUGUCAGGACGCAAAAGGGAAUCACAUGAUCUUGGGACACCUCAGCCUUCAUAAAUAUGAGUCCAAGCAUCUGAAUUUUGAUCACGUGACCAUGGGGAUGUUUCAGUGGCUGUAAGUGUGAAAAACAGUCAUAAGUCCCUUUUUUCAGUGCUGUCGUAAUUUUGAAUGGUCACUAAACGAACUGUUAUAAGUCAAGUAUUACCUGCAUUCUGACGUAUUUUAUAUGAUCCACUAGUGUGCUGUUAGAGUAGAAAAUGAGAGUUGAGGAGUAAUUUCAGUGGAAACACAUUUCCUGUGGGAUUUUUUUUUUUUAUUAUUUGGGAAAAUGCACUUUCUUAUGUUGCAUGUAUGAUUCGAUUUGCUGUUUUGUGUAGUCUUACUGGCCAGAUAUCAACUGCAUAUUGUUUUCUUGAUAUGCAUCUUAUUAAAAUAGAAGUCUAUCUUAUUGCACUUUAAUCAUAAUUUGCCUUGUGGCCGCUGCUUUGCAAAAGACCAUAAUCUUAAACUUGUUUUGAAAACUGAAAUCAUGCUAAAUAACUUCCAAAUGGACAUCAAAUUUUAUGAAGAUGGGGAUUCUUCCUGCAGCACGAAGCUUGCUUGCUGUAUGUUGAAAAACUAUGGGAAUCAGGGGACUAAAAGUCUCGUAAAAAUAACCAGAUUGAGCUUUUUGUGUGUAAGUGUAUGUGUCGUGGUGCUUAUACAAUGGGAUUUUUAUAUAGCGCUUCUGAGAGCUGCAUUAAAUUGGCCCAUCUGGUUUUCUUCUCUGAAAAGGCUUAGCUGUAGAAAGCCAUAAUUUCUGGAUCAAAGCAGCUCGGUUAAUUAUUCCUGAACCAUAAGAAAAUUAAUAUACAUAUUUUGUUUCCUUAGAAAGCACAGGAAGACAAUGAAAAUAAUGUCAGCCACUUAAUGACUCUUUUGUACCUUUCAACCGAGAGACCUCAAAAGAACAUCAAGAAAAAUCAAGGCAAAUGCUAUUCCCAGCUGGUAUCAUUAAACAUCUUGUAUUCUCCAGAAAGGGGAGGAAAAAAAACAACAACCUCUGUUGGUAUUCUGGAAGGACUGAAGCAUAAAUAGCACUAAAAUAAAAUAUGUAUCUCUGGAGCCUUGAUACCUGCUUUAUUAGAAUUCAGACAAAUUGGAUAAUUACAAGAGAAGCUCAACUUAGAGGACUCAAUUAAUAUGUGGUAUGACUUGUUAAAAGUUGCUCCUUCCAAACAAAGGAUUACUUCACUGUUUUCAAAUUACAAAUGAAAAGUACACUCCAUCAAUAACAUAGCAGCCUCUGCAGCUGGAGUGUGAUCUUUGUGCCAUUAUUUCAAACUCAGGUCAGAUGACAGAACAGAAAGUAGGAUCUGAAAUUGACCAGGCUUCCUGUAUAUGGAGAAUGAAUAAUGCUCCUACCAAGGGCUAUGAAGAAGAUGUUGGAAAAAGGACAACAAUAAGAGUUGUCUCCCAUACUAGUGUCCCUCUUUUGCUGAAGAAUGCAGACUACUUUUUCAAGGAAACCAAUAGUACAAUUUAUGUCAUCUGGGGACCUUUCCGAAAUAUGAGAAAAGAUGGAAGCGGCAUUGUAUAUAAUAUGCUGAAGAAGACUGUGGACAGUUAUCCUGAGGCCAAAAUCUAUGUGACCACUGAAAAACGUAUGAGCUACUGUGAUGAGAUAUUUAAAAAGGAAACUGGGAAGGAUCGAAUCCAGUCUGGCUCCUAUCUCAGCACUGGUUGGUUCACCUUAAUUCUAGCAAUGGAUGCCUGCUACAGAAUACAUGUCUACGGAAUGAUAAAUGACACCUACUGCAAGUCAGAAGGCUUUAGGAAAGUCCCGUAUCACUACUAUGAACCUGGGAGGAGUGAAUGCGAUGAGUACUUCCUUCAUGAAAAUGCACCCUAUGGAGGCCACAGAUUCAUCACAGAAAAGAAAGUAUUUGCCGAAUGGUCUAAGAAACAUACGAUAACAUUUACACACCCUAACUGGACUUUGUCUUGAUGCUGGUUGUUUCAGACUUCCACAACAUAAGCCCUGGAUUUAUAUGACAAUCCUCCUUAGGUGAUAGCGCAGAAUGUGAUGGUCCUGCUGUGUGCUGUUUGUGUGUCUGUGUGUACUCAGCUGUGGAGGAUUCUUAUUCUGUCUCAUUUUAACUGGAUUUUUUGUUUCCAUAGAAGUUCAACAUGGUCACAGCUUAUUUGCUAGAGGACUUCUGCUAAGCGGGGAAAACACUAUCCUAUGCAAGCUCAGUGCUCUGGCUUCUGUGGAUAAUGUCUCUAGUACUUGAAUUUCAGUGAUAAAUGUUACUAUGAAAGCAACCCACCCACCUUUUGGGCAGUAACAGCCAGACAAAUCAGUCCUGUAAAUAUACAGUUUGCAUGGCUGUAGAUUUAUUGCAAAUGAGCCACUUAGAGAUGUGCUAAGAAGAUCCUGAUUGCACUUGAUUUCUAGAAGAGGGCUGACUAGGUCUGAACUCAGAGACAAUCCAUGUGGCAGAAUGCCUUCAUCACCUCCAGGUGUUCUGACAUGGUCUCCAUUUUCUCAGCAUGUAUUUAUUUAAGUUAUAUCCCCUUUUUGGAGCACAACUAAGAAUGGUGUCUAAGUCCAGGUAUAUCGUUUUGGGCAAUGACAUUUCUUGUGAUCUCGAGCGAUUCUCAGUUCUCAAACACCUACCUCACCAAGGGUGUUGUAAAGAGAAAUCAAUGCAGCUGCAGUGAUUUUUUUUAACCAAUCAAAUAUGCUUAUUUAUAUAUUUUUAUAUAAGUUCAUGGAUUCUUGGCACAUAUUCCUCCUUAUCUCCUAUUUAAGAAUACUAAACCCGUGUGUAUGAAAUCAUUUCUUUGAAACUCUACAGCGACAUUCCAACUCCGAAAGCUCCGCGUGGAUUAAUUUCUUCAAAAGAUUCUUUUGCGCAUAUUUUUUCCUCCUUUGAUGGUAAGAGAGCCUGGAAUGCUUAAUAGCUUGCCCAUGUGUAAUUGAAGUGCUGCACGCCUUGUUUUAUCCAUGCCACAGAGAGCAUACAAAGCAUUCGAUCAUUUAAAUUCCAUUUUACUUAGAAAGAUUUAUUACAGAGAUAUGAGAUCUAAAAAGCAGGGAAGAAAGAAGUGACAGACAUUAUAGCGAAAUUUCAUUCUAUUUUUUAAGUUGAGGAACCAUUUCAAUUUAUAUCAGGGGUGUGUGCGUGUGUGUGUGUAAAACAGCCUAAAUAACUUCACGUUCCAUAUCAUUUCAAAAAAUUCCUUAAAAAUCUGCAAAAUACUUGCAUAUCCUUACUGCAAUACUGUAAUCAUACUGCUAAAACUUGAAAAAAAGGUGUAUUGAUCAUUUUUGUAUAAAAUGCUCAAAGAGGCUAAGUAUUGAAUUCAUCCCACAUUUUGUAUUGCUUUGCUGAAUCAUGAAAAGGCGAUUGCAAAGUCAUAUUUUUUUACAUAUUAAAAAGUUUGUAUAAGGACCGGGUUUUGUAUUGUAUAUUUGUAUAUGGAGAGGUCCUACAUAAUCUCAUUUCCACUGUUACCAAGUGCCAUGCUGCUACAUAUUGUGUGGUUGUGUAUUUUGACCCAAGGAUAGUUUUCUUCUGCUCCAGUAGCCAAAGGUAAAUUGUUCGUUCUCAUCCUGAGAAAUUUUGGUAACAUCUAGUAAGUUACCACAAGUCUCUGUUUUAUUUGGGAGCUUGUCACUACCUCAAAGAAAACACAAAGUUGUGUCAGAUGGUUCAGCAGUCAAGGGUUAUAACAGAAUGUGUGUAUGGAAAAUAUCAUUUACCAUCAGUAUAUUCCAGUGCUCUGCAUUUUUACUAUUCUUCUGUUGAUUCCAGGUUUUUCCCCCAUGACUAUAUUAUUACUUCUGAUUUGUUUGAAUUGUUUUAAUAUGCUAUAUAUCGUUUUGAAAGCCAGAUAUUUCUCUUUUUUUUUAUAGAACUCCAUAUGCAUUGUACUUGGUAGGUAUAGCAUGAUAUGAAUGCUAAUAAGAUAUUAAAGUAGGAUUUAGAAAUUUAUGAUCACAUGUAUAACACCCACAUAUAUCCAUUUUAUGCUACCUCUGUAAUACAGUUUCCUUCCAGAAAAUCCUCCUAGUUACAACAGUGUCAAGAAUACUUGAUUCCUAGACAUCCUCACUAUUUCUUGGAAUUACAUGAUCAAAUUAAAUCACUUUGGAGUCUGUAGGGUAGAUAUUUACAGAGAAGAGCCAACCAAGGUGGGAGCUGAAAGUUGUAAUACUAAGUCAAUACUAUGAUAAUUGGCCUAUCUAAAAGAAAGAAAGAGAAGAGAAACUUGGUUGUUGUUUAACUGUUUCCUUGAUUGUGUUGUACAGAUCUCUUUGAUCUUAAUAGUUUUCGGGUUUGCUAUUUGGGCGAAAUCAGAUGUUGGCAAUUUGAAUUUGCUGCCCAUGAACUAAUUCCAAACUUACAUCUGAGCAAUCAGUUCUUCAGCUUUGUAGAAAGAAUAUUCCCAUAAUCCUUUGCUUUUUCCAUUGCUACCCCACAUUAUCGAGGUUGGAAUAAGACCUUCAGUACAAAUCUACCUCCAACAAAUGUAUUGAUUUUUCCACAUAAACACUACCCUAAUGAUUGAGUCAUGUGCCCUGCAGUGUUUCGGAUUCAAUUACAGGUAAUCCUCAACUUAUAACGAUUUGUUUAGUGACCAUUUGAAGUUACAAGAGCACUGAAGACUGGUUUUUCAUCCUUACAAUGAUUGUAGCAUUUCCAUGGUCAUGAUCAAAAUUUGGAGGCUUGGCAACUGGCAUGUAUUUAAGACAGUUGCACUGUCCUGACUGGCCAUGUCUUGACUCAUGUGAUCACCAUUUGCAACCUUCCCAGCUGGCUUCUGACAAGCAAAGUCAAUGGGAGAAGCCAGCUUCACUUAACAACCAUAUGAUUCACUUAACAACAAGCAUAAAAACUUGUAAAAUGGGGCACAACUCACUUAACAACGCCUGCUUAGCAAAAGAAAUUUUGGUCCCCAUUGUGGUCAUAAGUCAAGGACUAUCUGUAUAUGGAAUUUGAGUAAUAUUUGCAUUACUAGCCUCAUACUAUUUAGAUUCUGUCUUAUCUCAGCACUCUCUGUACUGUGGUACAAUCAUUUUAUCAUAUAAAUUUUUUUUUCUUUAUCUUGAUCUUAAGCAAGUAUAUGCUAGCAUAACUGAAGGCCCCUUAUUAAUGAUCACAUUUUCUUAUGUUAUUUUUCUACAUUUAUAUAACUUACACCUUUCAAGAUGGCCACUCAGGGGUAGAUUUAAGGAUGGAGCUGGAAAUUAUUAUGUUCCUAGCAUAAUAUAACUAAUUAUACCUGGCAUUUAUAUUCACAUAUUCUUCCAAAGUAUCCCGUUUAUUGAAGAGUAUGAUUUCUGUAAUAAAAGCUGCAAAAAAUAUUAUUUAGUAACUGGUAGAAAUGAUGAAGAAUCUACUUUAACCCCAGUUGAUUAUAGGAAUUGACUUCCAAGUACAUUGGAAUCAAAAGCUAACUUUAGAACUGUAGGCUUUCCUGACUGAAAGUAGGUUUCAGUGAAACUUACAAUACUUAAACAGUACAGAAAUUAUAUUUAACUUGCACUUACUUUACUGAAUUUAAUCUCAUUCCACAAGUAAAACAGAUUUUAAAAAUCUAUGCCAACUAGUGCCAGCUAUCACCAAUUAUCAUAAAAAGACCUAAGAAAAUAACAAGGAUACCAAAUUAAUUUGGUAUUAGCAACUUCACAAUCCAGAGCAGCAUAAAUUACAUAAAUACUGUAUAUGUUGCACUGAGAGAAAUUUCAACCAAACGUUGCAAUUAUCAACUAUAAUAAAUUAAUUAAGAAAGCUUUAAUGGUCCACUAAUUAUGCUCUCUUUUGGAAUGGAGACAAAGAAUAUGUUUAGGAAGUUAAAAAGGUAAAAACUCAAUAAUUUGAUCAAAUAAGAAACCUAAGCUAAUAAAAAUACAUAUGGGGAAAUGCCUCUUCUCCAUUCAUGAGAUGUCUGAAAAUGAUUUGGUGAAUAGCUUGAGAUGCUUGAAAGAGCAAUUUAGCUGUGCAAGUGGAAGUUAGGAUUUUAAAAAUGCCAUUGGAGAAAUUGAAAAUUGAAAUAUAGGAACAAGAAAAUGAUAGGAGAAAGAUAGUAUCUUGACUGAGCUCAGUUCCUGGAAGCUUACAUGAAUAUUGGAGCUAUGAUAGUGAAGUACUUUGCCUGUGUUCUUCUUAAUUUUUUAAAAAAAACAUACCUACUAGGAUUUUAAUAUGGAAAUAAAUCGGGAAAAUUUCUUAGCUCAACUUAACACCUAUUAAAGGAACUGAUAAAUUCAUGGUAAGCUAAUAUAUAAAUAUAUUGGUUGCUUUUUAUCCGUAUGUGCCAUUACUUGAGGAGACCAUUAAUGCAACAAUAGAGAUAAUAAAAUUAUAGAUAAACUAAAACAAAUGAAAUUAGAAUGGUUAUUCAAAAGAGUCACCAUAGAUAGCGAGAUGGAUAGCAUACGAAUUUAAUAAAUAAAUAAAGUAAUUAACAAAACAUUGAAUGUUUAUUUGUAAUCAGUUGACUAGUUAUGUGGCAACAAAGAGGUGUUAUUUUAGCUAAUAGAGCCAGCUUAGAGGUGUUGUCUCUAAGCUGAUUCUUAGAAACAGAUUUUCUCCAACCUGGUCAUUCAAGUGUUCCUACACUGAAGCUAUUGUUGAGGUUAUUGAGUCCAUCCACUUACUAUUGGUCAUCUUCUUUUCUUUCCUUACAUCUUUCCCAAUAUUAGUCUUCUCCAGAGAGCUUGUUCUUUGAUCAUUUGAGCAAUCAUUUGUGACUCAAGUAAAAAGGCUGAAUUGAUUUGUUCGAUAAUCCAUUUGUUUGUUUUCUUAGUUGCCCAUGGUAUUCUCAGGAGACUUCUACAACAUCAUAGUUCAGAAGUAUCAAUAAUCUUUCUAUCUUGCUUUCUCAAAGUCCAAGAUUUGUCACUACACUCCAUUUAUUCCAUAUAUAAAUCCACAAAUGUUGUAUAAAAAUAAACAAGGAACAAAGCUAAAAUUCCUUGCACACUGAACAUAUAAAGAAUUCAAACAAAUAGAAUUAAUAAUUAAUUUAUUGUUAACUGUUACUUAUUUUGUGAAUACUGAAAUGAGUAUAAAUAAUGGGUUAUUUAAAACUACUUAAGACACUUAUUUUAAGGUUAAACUUUCAUAAAUUGAUAAACUUGCCUGCCAUCAGCAAAAAUUGUGAUUAAUCAGAGUUGCAAGUUAUUUACUUUAUUGGCUAAUUUUUGGCAGAAGCUAGAGAUAAGUAAACACCCCCCCCCUUUUUUUUAAAUAAUUCCCUCUGCUUGCCUCUAUAAACUCUGUUAAAUAAUUCAAACUUCAAAAAAAAUAAGAAAAAUGGAGGUGAUAGGAAUACAGCUUCCAUUGCAAAUGGUAAUACUAUAGGUGGAAUGGAAUUUAUAUUUAGUUACCUAGAACUGUCAAGAAACGGGCUGAAUUAAUAUAGAACAGUGUCAAUCCUUUAUAAAAACAUAGCACCUUUUUUUCUGAAGGAAAAUUUCCUGAAGGUAUCACUGACAUGUUUUUUAGAUUUUUACAAGCUCUAGUAGGAUUCAACAGAUGCUAAGGGUAUCCAACACUGUUCCUCACAGAGACAACUGGUCCGGAUAUUAUAAAUUAUCAAUCAACUGUCAUAAACACAACUGCAGGAAGGUUCCCCAAACC
Molecule: messenger RNA, 8638 nt
Organism: Ahaetulla prasina
Lineage: Eukaryota; Metazoa; Chordata; Lepidosauria; Squamata; Colubridae
Gene: ST6GALNAC3
Product: ST6 N-acetylgalactosaminide alpha-2,6-sialyltransferase 3
Exons: 4
Coding region: 2338-2991 (217 amino acids)
Biological process (GO): oligosaccharide metabolic process; ganglioside biosynthetic process
Molecular function (GO): alpha-N-acetylgalactosaminide alpha-2,6-sialyltransferase activity
Source: RefSeq, a predicted model, not a curated record